Messenger RNA from Plodia interpunctella (Indianmeal moth), 8935 nucleotides. RefSeq names its product slit (gene sli). Lineage: Eukaryota; Metazoa; Arthropoda; Insecta; Lepidoptera; Pyralidae. Gene Ontology annotation, biological process: axon guidance. The coding region runs from base 180 to 4691 and encodes 1503 amino acids. The transcript is spliced from 38 exons. The record is from RefSeq and is a predicted model, not a curated record. Gene Ontology annotation, molecular function: calcium ion binding; Roundabout binding; heparin binding.
UCCGCGUUCGCCUCUCUGGCCGGUUGUGUCAUAAUUUGUCGAAUUUUCGUGCUUCGUAUUAUAAAAGUGAUUUAAGUGUAUAUAUUCAACGGUGGUGUGUGAUUUUCUAACUGUAUACCAAACUGAUUUUGUCCUGUUAUCGAUUUAUCCAUCACGAUGACCUAACCGCCAGCGCCGCCAUGCGCAAGCUAGCCCACCUCACGCUGCUCUGCCUGCUGGUGGCCGGGGCGCUGAGCGUGGUCCGUGGGUGCCCAUGGGCGUGCUCGUGCCGUGGCCCGACCACGGACUGCGCUCAUCGGGGCCUGCUGCACGUCCCCAAGAGGCUGCCCGACUCUAAUCGAUUAGAUCUCCAAGGCAACAACAUCACGAUUGUAUUCCAAAGUGAUUUUCAAAACAUGAAGGAACUGAAAAUUUUACAACUCUCGGAAAAUAUGAUUCAUACAAUCGAGAGGGAUGCAUUCUUGGAGUUGAAUGGCUUAGAAAGGCUGAAACUGAACAAUAAUCGUUUCGGCCAGUUGCCAGACGGUCUUUUCAUGAGACUGAGGCAUCUACAGAGAUUGGACCUAAGCCGCAACGAGCUGACCGCGAUCAGCAGGCGUACGUUUCGCGGACUCACGGCCCUGAAGAGUCUGCAUUUAGACGGGAACCAGCUCAAAUGUAUCGACGAGAAGGCGUUCGAGAAUCUCAAGAGUCUCGAAGUAUUGACCUUGAACAACAACAACCUAACCUACCUGUCGCUGGAGCCGGCGGCUGCCGCCCGACUGCACACCCUGCGGUUGACAGACAACCCUUUGGUGUGUGACUGUCGUGUCGCGCGACUGGCGACUGCAGUGCGGGCGGCCGCUAUACCGCAGCUUGGGGCCAGAUGUCAAGCGCCAGCUUCUCUCAGAGGGGCCUUGCUAACAGAUCUUGAGCCUCACGAGCUCAUUUGCAAUGGUCCAACCACAGCGGUAACAGCUGAGUGUUCAGCAGAGCCUCGCUGUCCGCCGCCGUGCCGGUGCACUCCCGAGGGUACAGUGGACUGCAGGGAGAAGCUGCUCUCCGAACUGCCCGCCACAAUACCGCACAGGGCCACGGAGAUCCGUCUGGAACAGAACGAGAUAACAGAGGUGGGGCCGGCAGCGUUCGCGGCCGUGAAGAGGGUGGCCAGAAUCGACCUGUCCAAUAACAAGAUUUCCAAAAUAGCAGCCGAUGCCUUCACAGGACUCACGCAUCUCACGUCUCUCGUCCUGUACGGUAACAAGAUCAAGGAAAUACCAUCUGGAAUAUUCCAUGGACUCACUUCUCUGCAAUUAUUGUUGCUGAACUCGAACGAGAUCACAUGCGUCCAGAAAGACACGUUCAGGGAUUUGCAGAAUUUGAAAUUACUAUCCCUAUACGACAAUAACAUACGAUCGAUACCAAACGGGACCUUUGAUUCGAUGACUGGGAUUCAGACGUUGCACCUGGGCCGGAAUCCGUUCGUGUGUGACUGCGCUCUGCGUUGGCUCGCGGCUUACCUCCGCCGUAACCCGAUUGAGACCUCCGGCGCCAAGUGCGACUCCCCCAAGAGGAGCAGCCGGAAGAGAAUUGACGCAUUACGAGAGGAGAACUUUAAGUGCAAACCGGGCGAGGAGAGCGCGAACGCGUGCGACUCGGUGGGCGCGUGCCCGCGCGCGUGCUCGUGCUCGCGCGCGGCGCGCUCCGUCAGCGUGCAGUGCGCGCGCGCGCGCCUGCGCGAUCUGCCGCGCGACCUGCCGCCCAACACCGACGCACUAUUGAUCCCAGACAAUAAUCUUGGGCAAAUCAAAUCCGAUGGAUUGUUUGGUCGGUUUCCAGACCUGAUCAAACUUGACUUCAGAAAUAACGGUAUCACCGUGAUAGAAGACAAUGCUUUCGACGGCGCUGCCAACAUACAAGAACUGCUAUUGGAUGGAAACCAACUGAAGACUGUCACAGACAAAAUGUUCUUUGGACUACAUAGUCUUGGCGUGCUGUCCCUCACCAACAAUAAAAUUCAGUGUAUCACGCCGGGGGCUUUUGAUCAUCUUACCGUGUUAUCAACUUUGAACCUGGAAGGCAACCCGCUGCAGUGCAGCUGCCACCUGUCGUGGCUGGCGGGCUGGCUGCGCGUGCGCGCGCCCGCGGCCGCGGCGGCGUGCGCGGCGCCCGCGGCGCUCGCCGGCGCCGCGCUCGCGCGCCUCGACGGCAACGACUUCAAGUGCACCGCGGAAGACAAGGGUUGCCUGGCGCCUGACUACUGUCCCUCCCCUUGCGUGUGCGCCGGCACGGUCGUGAGGUGCUCCCGCGCACACCUCACUGAACUCCCAGCCAACAUCCCCAAGCACACCACGGAGCUUUACCUAGAAUCAAACGAGAUCGCCAGCAUCAGCUCAGAUCAGCUCCGGCACCUGACUCAACUCACAAGACUGGACCUCUCCAACAAUAAGAUCAGCGUGCUGGCCAACGACACCUUUCAGGGGCUCAGCAAACUGUCCACGUUGAUCGUCAGCUACAAUACCCUCAGAUGUGUUCAGCGCGAUGCCUUGAAAGGACUGACGCAGCUGCGUGUGUUGUCCCUCCACGGGAACAAUAUUUCCAUGCUAGCUGAUGGCGUCUUCAGGGACCUGGAGUCGAUUUCACAUGUUGCCCUGGGUUCGAACCCACUAUACUGUGACUGCCAUGCGCGUUGGCUGUCGGAGUGGGUGAAGAACGCAGGUGAGUACGUGGAGGCGGGGAUAGCGCGGUGCGCGGAGCCAGCCGCCAUGAGGGACAAACUACUGCUCAGCACGCAGUCUUCUGCAUUCGUUUGCAAAGGCGAUCCGCCAUCGGAAAUAGUGUCAAAAUGCGACCGUUGCUACAAGAACCCGUGCGCGAACGGCGGCGCGUGCUCGGCGACGGGCGCGGGCGGGUUCGCGUGCGCGUGCGCGCGCGGCUUCCACGGCGACACGUGCGCGCUGCGCAUCGACGCCUGCUACGGCGCGCCCUGUGCGCACGGCAGCUGUCAGCUGCUAGAAGAGGGGAGAUUCCAUUGCUCGUGCCUGGCGGGCUACACGGGCGCGCGCUGUGAGGUCGACAUCGACGACUGCGCGAUGCACCGCUGCGAAAACAACGCCACAUGUGUCGACAAACUGGAGGGAUACACGUGCAUGUGUGCGCCAGGGUUUAUGGGUGAAUUUUGCGAAAAGAAAAUCCCUUUUUGCACGCCGGAAUUCAACCCGUGUUCGAACGGCGCCCAGUGCACCGACCACGGCAGCCACUACACCUGCAGCUGUCCGCGAGGGUACUCCGGUCAGAACUGUACGGUCAACGCCGACGACUGCCUCAACCACAUGUGUCAGAACGGCGCUCGUUGCGUGGACGGUCUGGACGAGUACCGGUGCGCGUGCGCCGCCGGCUACGCGGGCCGCUACUGCGAGGCUGCGCCGCACGCUGCGCUCGGCACCUCGCCCUGCGCGCACCACGACUGUGUGCACGGCGUCUGCUACCUGCCCGCGCUCGCCGUGCAGGAUGACAUUAUGAUGGAGCGGAGUGCGAUGGUGCCGCACGACUAUCUGUGCAAGUGCGCGCCGGGAUACACAGGUCGGUUCUGUGAGUACCUCACCUCCCUCACGUUCGGACACAACGACUCGUUGGCCGAGCUGGAGCCACUCCGCACCGCCCCGCAAGCAAAUAUCACGCUUGUGUUCAGUACGAGCCAACAGCACGGAGUUCUCAUGUACUUCGGUGAUAAUGAGCACUUGGCUGUGGAACUAUUCAACGGACGAAUUCGAGUCAGUUAUGACGUCGGGAACUACCCCACAUCAACUAUGUAUAGUUUCGAAAUGGUCUCCGAUGGCAAAUAUCACAAAGCAGAACUAAUAGCGAUCAAGAAAAACUUCACGCUGAGAGUCGACGACGGCCCCGCUAGAUCUAUCAUCAAUGAAGGCAGCAAAGAAUACCUACGUCUGGAGCGGCCGAUGUUCCUCGGAGGUGUUCCGGAGGAGGUCGCUAAGGACGCCUUCGCCAAGUGGCAUCUGAGAAACGUCACCAGCUUCAAAGGUUGUCUGAAAGAGGCGUGGAUCAACCAUAAACGAGUGGACUUCACCAACGCGAUCAGAGUGUCGCGAGUGACGGCAGGCUGCGGGGAGGAGGACAGCCCCGCCCCGCCCAGCGUGUCGGCCGUGCAGGAGGACGCGGGGAAACAUCAUCAGGAUCCAUGCGUACCGAAUCCAUGCGCACGCGGCGGCCGCUGCGUUCGUGAGGAAGGUUCCUCAUCAGACUACACGUGUCGCUGCAAAGUGGGCACUGCGGGGCCUCAGUGUGAACUCAGGGCUUCUAUUAGCGGCGCUCGGGUGAUCAGCCAAACCAAUCCGCCCCCUCGCAGGCUGCCCAUCAACAACGUGCAAGCAUCUCCUGCCUCACCUCCGAAGCAACAGUUGCCGGCGGAAAUCGCGCCCAACACACCGACCAACGGAGGAUGUAAAAAGGAGGCGACGCGCGAGUUCAUAACGGAGGGCUCGUGCCGCAGCCGGCGUGCAGUGCGCGCCGCGCGCUGCGUGUCCGCGCGCGCGGCGUGCGGCCGCCAGCACUGCUGCGCGCCCAGGAAGACCAAGACCAGGAAGAUCCGGCUCGUGUGUUCCGACGGCACGCGCUACACCAAAGACAUGGAAAUCGUCCGCAAGUGCGCCUGCGGCAAGAAAUGCACAAAAUCCAGCCCUUUCUUACAUUAAACUUUGAUUAAAAUACAUUCGGAUAUUGUUGAAAUUGGAUCAAGCUCUCAGACUACAAGCUGAUAUAUGAAUGUUCUAGUUUCCGACCGAAUAUUUGGUUUCAAUUUCGGUCUUAAAUUCUGGUUUCGGUUUCGGCCAAACUAAUUUUUAACAUCAAUGUGUCUCUAGUGUGAAAACAAACGAAAGUUUCAGUUACGUGCAAAAUCACGAUUCCAUAGGUCGUGCACUAGAGUGUUCUUCUCUCUCACUCGCGGGGGCUAGCGCGAAUAUUAUCGAGAAUAUAAUCGUAUCGACAAUAUCAAACUUUAUACAGAAAAUUAAUAAUCUAUUUUAUGUACAGUAAAAGCGCUAUGCAUUUUCGAUAUAAAAGUGGAAUACCUAUACUCGCUAAAACUCGUACUAACCUCUGUAGUCAGUAGUCCUUAUUUACACGUAAUAAGAUCGACUAUUGAGACGCGCUUCGUUAUCCAAUACAAUAUACGAAUCUAUUUUAGACACUAUUCAUAUACCUAAGUCAUAAAUAAGCAAUUUCAAACAAACAUAUCUUGAAACAUCUCCCUGUCUCUUUCUAAACAUACGAAGAUUGAUAGAGAGCACAAGUGUAAAGGCACUUUUCUACUGUACCGCUCCCCCUCGGCAAGAUGACGUUCAUUGAAAAGUGAGCUUUAAAGCGUUCUCUGAAGACAUACUUUAUAUUGGCAAAUCGAGAGCUGAUAGCGAGCGGUCCGCUAAUAUGUUGUCAAUGUAAAAAUGUGCUUUGACCUUGAAAUGUUUGCUUGAAAUUGUUGCUUAAAAGCAAGUCUCACAGAUGCUACUAAGUUAACCUCAAAAAUAAGAAACCGUUUAUCCGAUAAUAUUAAUAGAAGUUUAACACAGCAGUAGUUUGUAUCUUAUUAGUCAACCUACAAUAUAUUCAACGGGAAACAUCGUAAGAUAUUCUAAUUAAUUAAUUGCUCUUGACGAGCGUUUUAUGAAUUCCCCCACUAGAUGGCGCCAUUGGAACUUCAGGUCUAGACAACUGUCAGAUAGAACACUGUCAUUUGAGUUUGGUUACUGACCGGAUGUGUCACGUGAUUGGCAAUUGAACAAUGACAACACAAUGAAUGCUUAAAUGCUGAGGUAAUUGGCUGUUAUUCCUAUCCAACACUUAUGAAGAAACGUUUUUCUUGCCUAGCCUAUUUAUGUCAAGCAGUACUGAAUUUAUAGAUUUUUUUUAAAUCGAACUUAUCCAGAUUACGAGAAACCAAAAAUUAAUUUUUGGCGAAUCGUACUUUUGAUUAAGUGUUUCUGAGAACUGUAGACACGCCCAGUGGCGAUAUAGCCCCAUCGAAUAUAUUGCAAUAACAACACCCAUAAUAUUUUAUGCAAAAUUAUCAUUUAUGAUAUAACUCAUACCAAUAAAAAUACUAUUAUAGGCCAUAUUAUAAAAUAACGAAUUUAUAUUAAGACUUGUAGUUUCGGCCUAAUAUACAAAAUGUAACUUAAUAUUUUACGAGCACCUUACCCCGGAGUGGCAACCAUAAAGUACUAUACUGCUGAAUCUAUAUGGAACUAAAAGUUUAGGUACCUAUUUAUGUAAUUGAACGGUAAAUAGCAGUGCUUGCAUUGUUGUGUUUCGGUUUGAGGGUGAAAGGCGGUGUGAUUACAGAAUACUGUGGUAAAAGAUCCUAGGAAACACAAAAUGAGCAACGCGCGUGUUAUACCUCUAGUGUUGCGCGUCCAUAAGCUACGGUGUACACUUACCAUCAGGUGGGCCACAUACCUCUUUGCCUGACUAGGAACAAUAUAAUAAAUCAAUCUUGGACUGUGUUUUCAUUGAAAUAUAUUACAACAUCUUUACAGAUUACAAAUUAAUUUUUACAUUAAUGAAAAAUUACAUUGAAUUACGAUGUUUCUUAGUAAGUUUAACAAUAGUUAACACUGGUGUCAGAUUGUAGGUAUUCAAGUAGCCUAAAGGCAUGUGACAUGAAUUAAGCCUAACCACAGAUGAUUAAUGUGCAAUGAUAUUGAAGGAAACAUUUCAAUAAAAAUACAUAUCUAGAUUGUUUACCCUAUUUAUGUACCUACCUAAACAUAUAGCUUCAUGCAAGGUAAUAUCUACUCCAAGAAAAGGGGCCGUACAUCUCAUGGCACGUAUGGUACCUUAUGUACCUUUUGUAAUGUGCCCUUUUAUAAAUAAUAUUGAGCUAUUCACAACUUAUAUACAGUCGACAAUAUUCACACAAAAUACUUAUGAAUUUAUAGAAAAAAAACAACCAAAACGUAGAAAAUUAAGUUGAAAUUCGCGUAGGUUAAAGCGGUUUUACAUUUAAAAUACCUAUUUAAAUGAUUAAUUUCACAAUAAAUUUAUGUGUUCAUUUAAUGUAAUUAUAAAUAUAUUUAUUAUAAUUGUUUACUGAUUUAAGCAUUAUUUCAAUGUCUUUAGAAAUUAUUUAAUAAGAUUUGAGCAUAACUAACCACAAUUUUAUAUUGAAAAAAAAUUCCUAUACUGUGUAAAAUAUAACCUUGAUUAUAAUGACAGAUGUCAAAUCGUAUGAAAAUAAUACUUCUUUCUCUGUCGCUCUCAUUUCGAAUGUAUCGGUUCAUCCUGUUGUCAUAGGACUCAAGUUAUAUUUUACAAAGAUAAAUAGGUACAAUAGGCCUACGUUUUCAUCAAUGUUUUUAUGGAUAAAAAAACCGUUUAAUUUAAAUCGAAUAAGUAUUUUAGUUUCUAGAACCUUUGUUUAGGCCACAUUGUCCCGUAUAUUCUCGUUGACAGUUUUUAAAUUGUUUCUAAAAUGUAUCUUUAACUAAUAAAUUAUAAAAAACGACAAACCAGUCGUCUGUUUUACAGAAAAUAAAUUGUUUCGUCAUAUAAAUCUUAAUCACAAGUGAAUUAUCAGAUUUAUAUGACGAAUCAAUGAAAAGAGUGUUAGUUAAUACGGGCCACCAGUCUUGCUAAUAGCUCCAAUUCUAUUCAAUUGCAUGUUUCUUUUCGAAACUUGUGAUAUUAAACUGUAAGUCGAUAUCACAAGUUUUGAUCCAAGAAUUUGUCGAAACUCUUUUCGCUAAUAUCGAUGCUUCAACAAAACGAUCGAAGUUUAAACGUGAUUUAGCUGAAGUCAUUUACGCAAUUGGACCAAUUGGAUUUACGAUAUAAGAUCAGCACGGUCUUAUAUAAAAAUCGGGAGCAAUGUGGUAUAUAUAGGUACAGUAUCGCCGCUCUCUGCCGUCGUAGGUUACAUACAAUGUAAGUCGUAGUUAUACAAUGUAUAACACAUAUUUUGUACUCCUUAGAGUUCACUUUAGUUCUUUGCGAUUUAUUCUUUUGCGACAGUCUAAAAUACAAAUUUUAACAAAGAAAAUUAAACAUCAACAAAAUAUUUUUUUUUAUUUCAAAAUUAGCAAUUUAAUUGAAGAACAUUUUAUAACGAAUAUAAUAAUUUAUCGUGAGCAUUGAAAAAUAGAUUGUAAACCCGGAUAAUUGCAAAGAACUAUGAGAUUCGAUAAACCAUUUAGAUUUAUAUUUAUAUUCAUAUCGUGUCGUUUUUUUGACUGAGAGUUUUGUAAAAAUCUAUAUGUAUUAUUGCUAUUGAGUUGCUAAAAUUGCUUUAGGCAUUGUACAUUUCUAGUUUAUUUAAAGUACAUAGAUAUAAUUAGUAUUUAAGACGCAAUGUUAAUAAUAAAUGUUGGCAACAUUUUAUUCUUAUUAAUAAAACAUAUAUAUUGAUUUUUCAACAUAAUAUUUCAUUCGAAAUAACUCACAGUGAACAUUAAGACUCUGUAAAAAUAGGAAAAAAUCCUGGUGAUUUUAUAUAUACUUCAUAUUGUUUAAUUAUUUUAAGAAAUAAAAUGUUGUCAACCAUAAUGCAUUCCGUAUUUAUUCGAUUCUACCGAAAUGGUAGGAUUUUUUGUAUGGUAACAAUAAACAACGCAUUUAUCGACCUAACUUAUUAUCGUCAGUAUUAAAUAUUUUCUGUAUUAUAAUAAUCAUAGAUUAUUUGGAGAAGAAUCUGUCAAGGAAUAUCCAAACACUGCCAUUUUCUUAUUGCCAUAUCGAAAUAUUGUUUUUGGUAGAUUUUUCUUGAAUGUUAGCAGUAAGAAUAACGGUGCAGUGCGGCUGCACCGAUAUUGAUUAAGCUUUAAGUUAUGUACCUAGGUGGAUGUGUUGCUACGCGCUAUUACAUGCUUUUUAUUGAUAAAUAAAUAUUGUCAUAUGCCAUUUAUAAUUUAUUUGACGUAAUAAAAUGAGAUGUUAGACAAAA